GAAGCGCGUGUGCGUGCGUGGGGCGUAGCAAGGGACGGAAGCUCGGCCGGCACGAGCACCGCCCACGCCAGUCUAAGCCGGCUGUGUCUUGCCGCCGCUGAUGUUCGUGGCCCAACGCCCCAAUCCUUGCCCGUUCUUGCAGUCCCACCCCACACUCAGCCUUGCGUCCCUCGAGCCGGUCUCCAACUUCCAUUUCCCACCCUCAACCGCCUACCCGGUUUCUGUUCCCCGCCCUGUUGUCCUCGGCUUGCUGCGCUGAGGGUCCCCUGUCAGCCUCGACCCCAUGGCGCUGCAGGCGCUGCAGAGCUCGGGGGUGACCUUCCGCAAGAUCCUGUCUCACUUCCCCGAGGAGCUGAGUCUGGCUUUCGUCUACGGCUCCGGGGUGUACCGCCAGGCAGGGCCCAGUUCAGACCAGAAGAAUGCUAUGCUGGACUUUGUGUUCACAGUAGAUGACCCUUUCGCAUGGCAUUCAAAGAACCUGAAGAAAAAUUGGAGACACUACUCUUUCCUAAAAGUUUUAGGGCCCAAGAUGAUCACAUCCAUCCAGAAUAACUAUGGCGCUGGAGUUUACUACAAUUCAUUGAUCAUGUGUGAUGGCAGGCUUAUCAAAUAUGGAGUUAUUAGCACUAAUAUUCUGAUUGAAGAUCUCCUCAACUGGAAUAACUUAUACAUUGCUGGACGACUCCAAAAACCGGUGAAAAUUAUCUCAAUGAAUGAGGAUGUCACUCUUAGAUCAGCCCUUGAUAGAAAUCUGAAGAGUGCUGUGACCACUGCUUUCCUCAUGCUCCCCGAAAGCUUUUCUGAAGAAGACCUCUUCAUAGAGAUUGCCGGACUCUCCUAUUCAGGUGACUUUCGGAUGGUGGUUGGAGAGGAUAAAACAAAAGUGCUGAAUAUUGUGAAGCCCAAUAUAGCCCACUUUCGAGAGCUCUAUGGCAGCAUACUACAGGAGAAUCCUCAAGUGGUGUAUAAAAGCCAGCAAGGCCGGCUGGAGAUAGAUAAAAGCCCAGAAGGACAAUUCACUCAGCUGAUGACAUUGCCCAAAAGCUUACAGCAACAGAUACAUCAUAUUAUGGACUCUCCUGGAAAAAACAGAGAUGUGGAAGAAACUUUAUUUCAAGUGGCUCAUGAUCCCGACUGUGGAGAUGUGGUGCGACUAGGGCUCUCAGCAAUCGUGAGACCUUCUAGUAUAAGACAGAGCACGAAAGGCAUUUUUACUGCUGGUAAGAGCUUUAGAAAUCCAUGUAUAACAUACCUGCUGACUAAAGCUUUGUCUCUUUUAAGUGCUUGUGAAAUGCUGAGCUUUGAUGGCCAUAAACUGGGAUAUUGCAGUAAGGUACAAACAGGCAUAACAGCAGCAGAAUCUGGUGGUCUAACAACGUCAGACCAUUGGCAGUGCUGUUGGAAGCUUUACUACCCUUCUGAAUUUUCCGAGAUACUUCCUGUGUGCAGGGUUUUUUCCUCAUGUUGUUUUAUUUAUCAGAGUUACAGAUGCAUAGGAUUGCAAAAACAGCAGCACCUGUGCUCCCUCUCCUCUUCCCCUUCUCUGAGACCACUGCUUCCAUCUGUCUUAGUGGGUUAUUUUUGUUUUCACUGCCAUUUCUCUAAAUGGUGAGUUUUCCUUGCUCCUUCUCUACAUUUCAACUUUAGUAUCAUCUAUUGACUUCUCUCUAUGGGAGGUUAGAAUUCAACUCUGGCACCCACCCUCAUCAGAUGUACUCACCCUCCCAUCCCUCUGUCCUCCGAAUAUAGUUGUCUCGUGGCUUUGGCUAGUUUUCAGUUUGAUGGUAUGGUGAGCCACAUAGUACACCUUUCCUUCCCUGCACAAU
Messenger RNA from Cercocebus atys (sooty mangabey), 1826 nucleotides. RefSeq names its product TAM41, mitochondrial translocator assembly and maintenance protein, homolog (S. cerevisiae) (gene TAMM41). Gene Ontology annotation, molecular function: phosphatidate cytidylyltransferase activity. Gene Ontology annotation, cellular component: mitochondrion. Lineage: Eukaryota; Metazoa; Chordata; Mammalia; Primates; Cercopithecidae. The record is from RefSeq and is a predicted model, not a curated record. Gene Ontology annotation, biological process: cardiolipin biosynthetic process; CDP-diacylglycerol biosynthetic process. The coding region runs from base 284 to 1612 and encodes 442 amino acids. The transcript has 7 exons.